Messenger RNA from Drosophila montana, 772 nucleotides. It is a transcript of the gene Archease, whose product is annotated as archease. Gene Ontology annotation, biological process: tRNA splicing, via endonucleolytic cleavage and ligation. The record is from RefSeq and is a predicted model, not a curated record. The transcript has 3 exons. Gene Ontology annotation, cellular component: tRNA-splicing ligase complex. NCBI's taxonomy places the organism in Eukaryota, Metazoa, Arthropoda, Insecta, Diptera, Drosophilidae. The coding region runs from base 103 to 573 and encodes 156 amino acids.
AAUGGGAAAUUUUAAAAGCGCAACAGCUGUUUGGCGUUCGCGGCGGCACUUUUAUUGGCCAAGUUCACGAAAUACAACAAGCAAAAAAUAACUGUUAUUGCAAUGGAGGUGGAAUUUAGCAAGGAAAACUUUUUACUGCCCGAAAUGAAAUAUGAAUAUUUGGACCACACAGCAGAUGUGCAAUUGCACGGUUGGGGCACAACGCUGCAGGAAGCAUUCGAGCAAUGCGGCGUGGCCAUGUUUGGCUACAUGACGGAGCUGGAUUAUGUCUCGGUGGAGACGUGCUACGAGAUCGAGGCCAAGGGCGAUGACAUCGAAGGGCUGCUGUUUCAUUUUCUAGACGAGCUGCUGUUCCUGUUUUCGGCAGAGCCCUAUUUGGUGUGCAAGAAACUGGAAAUCACAAAAUUCGAUCUGGAUAACUUCGAGAUUGUGUGCCGCUGCUAUGGCGAACCCUUCGAGCUGGGCAAACAUCCGCAGGGCACCGAGGUGAAGGCAAUCACAUAUUCGGCCAUGCAAGUGGUGCAGGACGUGGAGCACAGCCACUACGAAGUGUUUGUUAUAAUUGAUAUUUGAGUGACGAUCGCGACGCGGCGAGAGACCAGAGACGUUAAAGGUAUUAAAUGAGUUUGACAUUAUUGUUGUUAGCUUAGCCGAACGCAAUUUGCAUUUGUGCUUGUGCCCCCUUUGUUCAACCCUGUCUCCAUUAAUCAUAAGUGAAAUGCCCAAAAACGAUAAGAAAAACAAUAUACAAAUGUACAUAAGACAUACACAA